Rubroshorea leprosula is the source of this 914-nucleotide messenger RNA. The record is from the annotation of a GenBank genome assembly. NCBI's taxonomy places the organism in Eukaryota, Viridiplantae, Streptophyta, Magnoliopsida, Malvales, Dipterocarpaceae.
AAACCUUUCGUCUCUACAAUUCUAUAUUUCUACACACGUGAUCAAAGAUGCUUCACAACUCUGGUGAACUCUGCUAUCUUGGGAUGUCCAAAGCAAAACUCUGUGUCCUUUUGGGCUGCUUCUACUUGUCUUCAGCGCUUGUUGGAGCACAAAGUUCCAAAACUCAUCCAGAUGAAGUGAGCGCAUUGCAAACCAUCAAGAAAAGUUUGAUUGAUCCCAAGAAAAAUUUGGCUAAUUGGAAUCGAGGAGAUCCAUGCACAUCCAAUUGGACUGGAGUUUUAUGCUCUAAUACAACCCUAGAUGAUGGCUAUCUGCAUGUCACAGAAUUGCUCUUGAAUGGGAACCAAUUGACAGGUUCUUUGCCUGAUGAGCUUGGCUAUCUGCCGAAUUUAAAAGUUCUUCAAAUUGACGAGAAUAGCAUAUCCGGACCAAUACCUACAUCAUUUGCAUACUUAAACAAAACAAAGCAUUUGAGUCUCAGGAACUGCAACUUGCAAGGAUCAAUCCCUGAUCUAAGCGGAAUACCCAACCUUGGUUAUCUGGAACUGAGCUCAAACCAGCUAAGUGGACCCAUACCUACAAAUAAGCUCUCCAAGAAUAUCACAACCAUUAAUUUAUCCAACAAUAAUCUUACUGGAAGCAUUCCUGCCAACUUUUAUGGUCUACGUACCUCUUCUCCAAAGACUGUAAGCAUUCUCCACUUGGUUUCCACCAAUUCGUUUCUUGCCUUUGUGAACACUAGAAAUUAAGUUAGUAGCCUAUGGCAUUGCCAAUAUAUUUAACUUGAUUAAAUGUAUUUAAAAAGUUGGUUAUUCCUCCUUGUAGGCUACUUGCAAAUAAUUCAUUGAAUGGCUCAAUUUCAUCCUCCCUUUGGCAAAACAGGACUCCAAAUGCAAUAAAGAGUAAUCUUACAA